Messenger RNA from Vicia faba (fava bean), 537 nucleotides. The record is from the annotation of a GenBank genome assembly. NCBI's taxonomy places the organism in Eukaryota, Viridiplantae, Streptophyta, Magnoliopsida, Fabales, Fabaceae.
AUGGCUCGCCCUGUUGAAGCUGUGAAGGACAUCAAUGAUUCAAAGGACUUAUGGAAGAUAGCCGUCAGGUGUAAAUAUCUGUGGACUAUCACCAGUGCUUCAAACAAAGAACACUUGGAGAUGAUUUUGGUUGAUUCAAAGCUCGAUAUGAUUCAAGUUAUCGUACCUCCUUAUUUGGUUCCAAAAUUUACGAUGCAACUUGCAGUUGGAUGUUCUUACAUCAUGCAAAAUGUUAAGGUCUCCAACAAUGAUUUCACUUUUAGGUCUACUAAGCAUAGUUUCAAAUUGAUUUUCUGUGGAUCUACUUCAGUGGAAAAAACCGACCUUUCUGACAUUCCGUUGAACUAUUUUAACAUACUUGGAUUGGAUGCAAUAGUUGAUGGAAAAUUUGAGUCAAAUCUUUUGGUUGAUAUUAUGGGAGGAGUUACUGAGAUAACUCAAUCACAGAUAAUUGCUGAUAACAACAAGAGCAAAGUUGUCUUUACAUUGACUGACUUGAGGGAAAACUUGUUGUGCAAUUUUAUCAAUAUUAUAUGA